Messenger RNA from Ceratitis capitata (Mediterranean fruit fly), 2609 nucleotides. It is a transcript of the gene GlyRS, whose product is annotated as glycine--tRNA ligase. Gene Ontology annotation, cellular component: mitochondrion; cytoplasm. The record is from RefSeq and is a predicted model, not a curated record. The transcript is spliced from 2 exons. Gene Ontology annotation, biological process: mitochondrial glycyl-tRNA aminoacylation. Bases 109 to 2442 code for a protein of 777 amino acids. Gene Ontology annotation, molecular function: ATP binding; glycine-tRNA ligase activity. NCBI's taxonomy places the organism in Eukaryota, Metazoa, Arthropoda, Insecta, Diptera, Tephritidae.
AUGCAAAGCAACCCUGAAUAUAAAACUUGGUUAAAAGGGAUGGUGUAGAAGUUUAUACCGAUUAAAUUAUUUGCACGCGUGUAAAAUCCAUUUACUCGAACGUUACACAUGUCGUUGCAGGUAAUAAGAGCCGUUGAGCCAUUUCGGUCCGCUACAUCAUUAUUGUGGAAAUUUCGGCCAAGGCAUUUGAAAUCGGUGACGAGCACUUGCAAUAACGUUUAUACCUUCAAUUUUGCCAACAAAGCAGCAUAUAGCAUAAAGCAGGUAGCGGCUGAUCCUAUCGUUACUGAAACUAAUUGUAAAUCUGAAAACGCCACCGCCGCUUCAAAGGAAUCAAUUACAAAUCCCAAUUGGGGCUCAAAGAAAAACAAACGAAAAGUAAGGUUACACCUAACAGACAUAAUGAGUAAUCCCGAAAUCGAAGCAAAAUUGGCACCCUUGCGUGCAGCAGUAUUGGAACAAGGUAAUUUAGUACGCGAACUGAAAGUGAAAGGUGCGCCAGAAAUUGACGUUAAGCGAGCUGUGGCCGAGUUGAAAGCACGUAAAAAAGUAUUAGAAGAUCGUGAGCUCGAACUAACACCUAGUGUUGUUACAUUCGAUCGUUCAAAAAUGGAAGAUCUCCUUAAGCGACGUUUCUUUUACGAUCAAAGUUUUGCUAUUUAUGGUGGUAUAACCGGACAAUACGAUUUUGGACCAAUGGGCUGUGCAUUGAAAUCAAACAUACUCUCAUUGUGGCGUCAAUUUUUUGUGCUGGAAGAGCAAAUGCUUGAAGUAGAUUGCUCUAUUUUGACACCAGAACCGGUUUUAAAGGCUUCCGGACAUGUGGACCGAUUUGCGGAUUUGAUGGUUAAGGAUGUCAAAACAGGAGAGUGUUUCCGACUUGAUCAUUUGAUUAAAAAUGCAUUGGAAAAAUUAUCGAAAGAAAAAACAGCAUCGGCAGAGUUAAAAGCCGAAUGUGAAGAUAUUGUAAUAAAACUUGAUGGUAUGAAUAAGCAAGAAAUGUCUGAUGUGCUGGCGAAGUACAACAUUAAGUCACCGCUAACUGGUAAUGAUUUAACUGAACCAAUUGAAUUCAACUUAAUGUUUGCUACACAAAUUGGACCAACUGGCUUAGUAAAAGGUUUUCUUCGUCCAGAGACUGCUCAAGGUAUUUUUGUCAAUUUCAAAAGGUUGCUUGAAUUUAACCAGGGGAAAUUGCCUUUUGCUGUUGCCCAAAUUGGAAAUUCAUUCCGAAAUGAAAUUUCACCGCGAUCUGGCCUUAUCCGUGUGCGGGAAUUCACAAUGGCUGAAAUUGAACACUUUUGUGAUCCCAAUCAGAAGAAUCAUCCCAAGUUUGAAAGCAUUGCAGAUACUCGCUUGACACUUUAUUCCGCCUGUAAUCAAAUGGAUGGCAAAUCAGCGCAACAAAUAUCUAUUGGAGAAGCUGUGAGAAAUAAUUUGGUAGCAAAUGAAACUCUUGGCUAUUAUAUGACGAGAAUUCAUCAAUUCCUUUUGACUAUCGGUAUAAAACCAGAAUGUCUACGUUUUCGUCAGCAUAUGAACAAUGAAAUGGCUCACUAUGCUUGUGACUGUUGGGAUGCAGAAUGUCUUACCAGCUACGGCUGGGUAGAAUGUGUCGGCUGCGCUGAUAGAUCGGCCUACGAUUUGGGCCAACAUACACAAGCCACUGGCGUACGAUUGGUGGCAGAGAAACGUUUGCCAGAACCUAAAACAGUAGAAGUGUCAGAAAUCGUGCCCAAUAAACAAGCUUUGGGGAAAACAUUUAAAAAGGAUGCUAAGACGAUUACAGAUGCCUUGUCAAAACUUUCAAUUAAUGACGUGAAUGAUGUUGAACAAACUUUGAAAGACAAACAAGAAUUUAUACUCAACCUUGAGAAUGGUAGCGAAUUCAAACUAACACCUGAGAUUAUUUCUGUCAAACACAGCACUAAGACGGUGCAUGUUGAAGAUAUAACACCUAGUGUAAUUGAACCGUCAUUUGGAAUUGGUCGCAUUAUGUAUGCACUGCUGGAGCAGAACUUCCAAUGUCGCGAAGGCGAUGAACAAAGAUGCUACUUUACGCUGCCAUCAGUAGUAGCACCACUGAAAUGCUCUAUAUUGCCAUUGUCGAACAAUGCCGAAUUCAAUCCAUUUAUUCGUCAAUUAUCCACUGCGUUAACCAAGGCCGAACUUUCCCAUAAAGUGGAUGAUUCGAGUGGAUCGAUUGGUCGUCGUUAUGCUCGCACAGAUGAAAUUGCCAUUCCGUUUGGAAUAACUGUUGAUUUCGAUACAUUAAAAGAGCCACAUACAGUAACCUUACGAGAUCGUGAUUCGCUCAAGCAAGUGAGACUUGGUAUUGAUGAAGUUAUCGACGUAGUUAAAAACCUCUCUGUCGGAAGAGUUAAGUGGUCUCAAAUACUUGAAAAAUACCCCGUAUUUGAACAACAAGAGGCUACAAAGUGAAAUAUUAACUACAUUUUCAAAAAAGAAUAAUUUGUAUAAAUAUUUGUAAAAUUUUAGACUUUUAUAAUUUUGAAUAUUUGUUUUAUUAAGUUUGGCAUUUCGGGCUUAAUGUGUGAAUAUAAUAUUGAAUCCGCUUUGAUAUAGCAUUUAUAUUAUGAAUAUAUUAA